CUUCUUACAUUGAGUUGGAUCGUGGCUGGGAGGAGGGAGACCUGACCUUCGCUUCAUCACUUACAACACGAGCUGUAUUCUGCUGUACCAACAGCCGAGCGCCACCAACCCCAACUAUCUCCUCAUCUAUAUGAUGAACGGUCGAAGUGUAGUAUUUCUUUUUCGAGUGGACGACAUCUUUGAGAACAUCACGAUGAUAUCAGAACGCCUGCUGAGUACAGGGGAAGUGCAGACGAUAUCAGUGGAGUUUGAGGAGCUUCAGGUUCGUUUUACGGUCAACAUGGACUCUAGAAUUUACGACAUCGACAGGUUGGAAUCCUUCAACGGCUUUACCGGUCCGUUGGUAUUGGGGGCGCUGCCAAACUCGAUGGCAGUAGUCAACCUUGAGGCACGUACUGGGAUGGUGGGCUGCAUUACGAUGAUCAAGGUCAACGGUAACCUUAUUGACCUUCGGAAGUAUGUCGGUGACAUUCGGCGUCGACAAAGCAGUCCCGGGGUUCGGACAGGCUGCCGCCAUUCCUGUGAUCCCAACCCCUGUCUGUUCGGUGGGACGUGUGUGGACAACUGGGAGGAGUACACGUGCGCAUGCGCAGACCCCACGGCACAGAGCGGACAACACUGCGAAAACAAUAUCAACUUGGACGCAGCUACCUUCUUGACGGAAGAUGCGUUCCUCCUUUUCGAAGAAAGUCAAAACUCGGUCCUGCACGCGGGCAUCAGAUUCGGGUUUCGAACAGUUGAAACAGACUUCGUCCUCAUAUAUGCGCAUGACCACGUCAACAACUUCGUGCAGUUUGAGGUGAGGGAUGGGCUCGGGCUGAGCGUCCGCUUCAACUUAGGGGACAAGAUCACAGAGGUUACUGUCAUGGCCACAGGCAUCUCAUCUGGCGAAUGGGUUGAUGUCGUCAUGUCUAGAUCAGAUAACUACCUAAACAUUGCGGCAAACAAGACCACAAAGACCGUCUUCACACCCGUGAAUCUGCUGUCUGACUACGGGCAAAAUCCAUUCCCAGGCUUCAGCGAAAGCAUCAAACCUGAGCGUCCAGUGGCGCCACCUCCCCAACGAACAAGAGUAUAUGUAGGAGGAGUGCCAGCAUCCAUGUCCACAUCACGGCCAGGGUUGCUGGGAUGUAUACGUGGACUUAAAAUUGGCGAAAAUGAUGUCAAAAGCCUCGCAAGUGUAGCCGAGAAAACAGAUGGCGUUACGAGUGGGUGUCAGGGUAAGUGUGACGCCGGCCCAUGCAAUCAUGGUGGCUUGUGUAAGGAACAGUGGACGGCGUUCACAUGCGACUGUAACGACACGUCUUACACAGGUUCAACUUGUAAUGAAGACGUCGGGUCCACGUUCUCGGGAAACACCGUCAUUCACCAUCAUGCCAACCCUACUGUCAACUCCUACAACGCCAGCCUCGCUUUCGUUUCACGCCAAGCUGGUGUGCUGUUCCAUCUGUCUAGCUACAGAUCGUCCAAUGCUGUCAUCAUCAGCCUGCUGUCGACUGGUCAGCUGCAGUUGUUAGUAGACCAUGGAUCAGAGAAGGACACGAUCAACACCAACGGAAGCUUUUCGGAUGGAGUGAGACACUACAUCCGCUUCCAGGGUUCCAGGGAUUCAGUGGCAAUCCAGGUUGACGAUCUUGACGAGAUGACGUCGACGAUACCAGCUCACGUGAUGUUCAAUGAAUUCGACGUCGCCCAGAUUGGUGGGUUUGUCAAAACAGACACGCACGUUCACUUGGAUCACUUCACAAACUUUACAGGUUGUAUGGCAGGGGUUGAAAUCAACGGUUUACGACCAUUGGAGAUUCUGUUCGACUCCAAACUGGACUCGCUGAGGAAUGUAGUCACCAUAUCCGGUCAGGACAACCGGACGACAUGUCCUGGCGUGGCUCCGAGAGACUUGGAUGAAGUGUUCACGUUCCCGCCAUGGAAUGUUGGUCCAGCUGACACGGAAACAUACUCCGCGCAGGCGCAACGGGGCGGUAGUUCUGCAGCAGCUGUCGCAGUGAGUCUGUGCGCCGUGGUGGUUGCGGUGACGAUCGGUGUAGUCUGUAUCGGGCGGAGAUACCGACGGAAGAAGCGCGGAGGAAGAUUUGUCCCUAAAAAGGGAAACGCUGCUGAGAUGGAGAAGUUGAGCAAGCCAGAAGCAGGCUAUAACGAGGCUGAUGGAGAGUAUAGGCCAAAGAACACAUCGACGAUCAAAACUAAUGGUGAAAACAGCGUCAUCAAGGAUGACGACGAAAAACACCAACUGAAGCACUUAACUUUUAAGCGUCUUCCUGCUCUUCGGGACGACCCCGACGAUUCUAGUUCCGACUCGUCACCCGAGAACUGCCGGAAACAUCCGGCCGUGUACGAACUUGACGACAUAGACGAGGUGCCGGAGUUGGAGUGGGAUCCACAAGGAGAAAAGGCGCGGAAACAAGAGGAUGACUACUACGAGGACGACAUCUUGGCCCUACCCGUGGUGAAGGCCAUUCGUGCAGGAGAGAUGUACGACAGACAACAGGGUGGUGGUGGCCAGUAUGUACACCCUCAGAGCCACAGUACCCCUAUAAAGGGAAGAGGGAGGCAGGGGAAUGCAACUGUUGACCAGACGCUACCAGAUCCCCAGGUAAACGAAGAUCAGGAGGGCAAAGGGACCGUCGAAACUCCCAUGAAGAGUUAUGGUCACUCAUUUGUGUAGAAACAUUCUAAAUUUUCCACUUAAUAUCCAACUUGACGUUUUAUCAUGACUAUGUUUUGCAGAAGUGUGUUAACACAUAUUACACAUAGAUAGUUCAUGCACAAGAAAGAGUGUGACUUAGUCGACACGUCUUUUUACAUUCAUUUCUUUAAGUUAACAUUUGUACGCUUCAAACAUUUUUCAGCAAAUUUAUUCAAAAUAAUGUUGCAUUGACAUGAUGAUACUGGAAGCUUUAUCUCCUGUAUGUAUGACAUACGCUUCAGAAACGCAGGAAAUAGCGAUAAUGAAUUUACGUUACUCGUGGUUGUGUAUGAAUAGACUGGAUACCAUCCGGAUAGUAAUUCGCUCCGAUGUUUGUUAUUUAAAUAUAGAGUUGCCCAGACGGUUAGUAGAAGCGAAGUUGGGAGCGAACUACUACCCGGAUAGUACCCAGACUAGUGUUUAACGUCAUCUUUAUUCAAUGCCACAAACAAGUUCUUCGUACAGUGUCUAAUUUGAUCGCAGUAGUAGUAGGGCAAAAGCCAUCUCAUACAAAAAGUUCUUUUUUUGUUUAGAUUUCAGAAAUAUCUCAUGGCAAGUCGACUGUAUGUAGGUCUCUAUGCCAAUAAGGCUAUAUUUACUGCGUGCGUUACAAAUGAUAUUUUGCCUGUGAAUCGAUUUUAGGUAAUCAUGUGUGUUUUAUGAAAGAGUUGUCUGCUUUGUAAUGGCAAAAGGUUUGUUGUUUUACAUUAUUUUUUCUGUGCUUUGCAUGCUGUUGAAUACUUAAAUUCAGUAUUCAUGCAUUUUGCAUCUAAUGAUGUGCCAUGAAAUGGGUUGCAAGAAA
Branchiostoma floridae (Florida lancelet) is the source of this 3506-nucleotide messenger RNA. RefSeq names its product contactin-associated protein-like 2. The record is from RefSeq and is a predicted model, not a curated record. The coding region runs from base 131 to 2683 and encodes 850 amino acids. The transcript has 17 exons. Lineage: Eukaryota; Metazoa; Chordata; Leptocardii; Amphioxiformes; Branchiostomatidae.